GUGACGUCCAGGUGGUGCAUCACACAGGUGAGGCAUUCGUGUCUCCACCUUCUACUGCCUGAGGAUACUACUUGGCUUUACCAGACAGAGGAGCACACACCUCUGAAUUAACAAGAUUGUCCUUUUUGGCACGCUGGCUGAAAUGGAGACGAUGACGUACGUGACUGAGAUCAGACUGACCGGAGGUCGGGGGGCCUGGAGCCGAGUGGCUCCCUCCUCCUGCCCUGAAGUUGACCUGGAGGUCAUCGAGGAGUUCUUGCAGGAACACUCCUUGGAGGUCCAGCCGGCACACACACCUGCUUCACCUCCAACCGCAGUGUGGCAACAAAUGCACUCUCACCACGGCACCAGGAUCAUAGAGAACAGUUGGUCAGGUCAGCAUCCGUAUGAGUGGCACUGUGGCUCUCACACUCCAAAUGGGGAAUAUGAAGAGCAAGCCCUGCCUUCCACCUGGCCUAGCCCCCAUGACAACCAAUGGGGCCACGUUGCCUAUUCCUACGAGGCGCCUGUAUACAUUGACUCUGACUCGCUGUCCAGUAGCUCCCAGUAUCAGGAAUACCAAGAUUCCCCAUCACCAGUGUCCGAUGGGGGAGGAGGGAAUGAUAGAGACUCCCUGCCUCUUGCCCCACUUUCAGGAAAGAGGAAGGAGCGCUUGUUCCAGUUCCUAUUUGAGAUGCUCCAGACUCCGUCGAUGCGGAGCUGCAUCUGGUGGGUCCAGUCCUCUUCUGGCACGUUCCAGUUCUCCUCCCAAAACAAGGAGCGCCUGGCGCAACUGUGGGGGCGGCGGAAGGGUAAUCGCAAGACCAUGACCUACCAGAAGAUGGCCCGCGCGCUAAGGAACUACUCCCGCACCGGUGAGAUAAAGAAGGUGAAGCGGAAGCUCACCUACCGGUUUGAUGAGAAGACGCUGCGAGGCCUGCAAGGAAGCCCAAAUAUAGUGUAGACAACAUGCUGGAGAGUCCAUGCAAGCAUAGAAAUAGAAUGAGCACAAUGGAUAUUGAAAUUGUUCCAUUAAAGUGCAGCUUCACCCCCCGGGUCUGAGCCAAACUCCGCCUGAUGCUCAGGGUAGAGGGCGUUAGCUUCAUUUUUAUUAUGUAAUUUCAUAGAAAAUGCCAGGCUUUUAACUCUGUGUCUACUGAUAUAACAGAGUAGUUGCGGUGUAAAUGCGCCAGCUUCAAUCCACAUUUUCUUAAAUGUAUUUGUAAACGGUUUUAAUCACACUACACUCUUCUGUUUUAGUUUUUAGCUCAAAAACGUCUUUAAUGUCCUUUCUGAUCUGUUUCUAAUUCUAUGGCUUGUAGAAACAAAUGAGUACUGAGUAUUUCAAAAGCCAGAAGAAGAAACACUGUGGGUCAGACUGGCAUUAAAACUUAUGUAAAUCGAAAAGGUUGUCACAUUAUAUCUACUUUAUAAGUAGAAGUUAAAUCAUUCUUAAAAUAAAGAUGCGUUUUUCUCAUUUUGUGAUUCUGUAUUGCAGAUACUCAGCACAUAUAACACAAUUAGGUUGUGUUAGCAUUAUGUGUUUGUGUCAAGUUGUGCUAAAAUGGAAUAAAGAUCUUUUGUCUA
This is a messenger RNA of Gasterosteus aculeatus aculeatus (three-spined stickleback), 1566 nucleotides long. RefSeq names its product transcription factor Spi-B. The record is from RefSeq and is a predicted model, not a curated record. Lineage: Eukaryota; Metazoa; Chordata; Actinopteri; Perciformes; Gasterosteidae. Gene Ontology annotation, molecular function: sequence-specific DNA binding; DNA-binding transcription factor activity, RNA polymerase II-specific. Gene Ontology annotation, biological process: regulation of transcription by RNA polymerase II; cell differentiation. Gene Ontology annotation, cellular component: nucleus.